This is a messenger RNA of Jaculus jaculus (lesser Egyptian jerboa), 11992 nucleotides long. It is a transcript of the gene Apc, whose product is annotated as APC regulator of WNT signaling pathway. The transcript is spliced from 16 exons. Gene Ontology annotation, cellular component: beta-catenin destruction complex; cytoplasmic microtubule; catenin complex. Gene Ontology annotation, biological process: pattern specification process; nervous system development; Wnt signaling pathway. The record is from RefSeq and is a predicted model, not a curated record. Gene Ontology annotation, molecular function: beta-catenin binding; gamma-catenin binding; microtubule binding. NCBI's taxonomy places the organism in Eukaryota, Metazoa, Chordata, Mammalia, Rodentia, Dipodidae. Bases 161 to 8770 code for a protein of 2869 amino acids.
CGGCCGCUGCUGUUUGCUGGCUGGGGGGGAAGCUUCGGGCCUCGCCCGGGAGCAGCGGGGCCGAGGCAGGCGCGAUGCUGUUCCCGGGAGGCGUCGUUGGCUACCGGUGAGGAAGGUGGAAGCACGAAGUCGCCUCCCCCGGGUCCCCGGCGCCCCCUCUAUGUACGCCUCCCUGCGCUCGGGGCCGGUCGCCGCUUCGUCUGCUCCGGUGCCGUCGUCGACGCUCGGGUCGUGGGGCUCCGACGUCGGCCGCGGCUGUGCCCGGCGGCAGGGGAAGCGCCCCGGCGGCGUCCAGGCUGCGGGCCGCCGGGCGAGCGUGUGGCAGGAAGUACUUAAGCAGCUACAAGGAAGUAUUGAAGAUGAAGCCAUGGCUUCUUCUGGACAGAUGGAUUUACUAGAACGUCUUAAAGAACUUAACUUAGAUAGCAGCAAUUUCCUUGGAGUGAAACUACGGUCAAAAAUGUCCCUCCGGUCUUACGGAAGUCGGGAAGGAUCUGUAUCAAGUCGUUCAGGAGAGGGUAGUCCUGUUCCCAUGGGGUCGUUUCCAAGAAGAGUCUUUGUAAAUGGAAGCAGAGAAAGUACUGGAUAUCUAGAAGAGCUUGAGAAAGAAAGAUCAUUACUCCUUGCUGAUCUGGACAAAGAAGAAAAGGAAAAAGACUGGUAUUAUGCUCAACUUCAGAAUCUCACUAAAAGAAUAGAUAGCCUUCCUUUAACUGAAAAUUUUUCCUUGCAAACAGAUAUGACCAGAAGGCAAUUGGAAUAUGAAGCAAGGCAGAUCAGAGUUGCAAUGGAAGAACAACUGGGUACUUGUCAGGAUAUGGAAAAACGAGCACAGCGAAGAAUAACCAGAAUUCAACAAAUAGAGAAGGACAUCCUUCGUAUACGACAGCUUUUACAAUCCCAAGCAACAGAAGCAGAGAGGUCAUCUCAGAGCAAGCAUGAAGCCAGCUCACAGGAAGCUGAGCGGCAGAAUGAAGGUCAAGGAGUGGCAGAACUCAACAUGGCAACUUCUGGUAGUGGUCAGAGUUCAACUACACGAGUAGACCAUGAAACAGCCAGUGUUCUAAGUUCCAGCAGUACACAUUCUGCUCCUCGAAGACUGACAAGUCACCUGGGAACCAAGGUGGAAAUGGUGUAUUCAUUGUUGUCAAUGCUUGGUACUCAUGAUAAGGAUGAUAUGUCACGAACUUUGCUAGCUAUGUCUAGCUCCCAAGACAGCUGUAUAUCCAUGCGACAGUCUGGAUGUCUUCCUCUCCUCAUCCAGCUUUUACAUGGCAAUGACAAAGACUCUGUAUUGUUGGGAAAUUCCCGGGGCAGUAAAGAGGCUCGGGCCAGGGCCAGUGCAGCACUCCACAACAUCAUUCACUCACAGCCUGAUGACAAGAGAGGCAGGCGUGAAAUCCGAGUCCUUCAUCUUUUGGAACAGAUACGAGCUUACUGUGAAACCUGUUGGGAGUGGCAGGAAGCCCAUGAACAAGGCAUGGACCAGGACAAAAAUCCAAUGCCAGCUCCUGUUGAACAUCAGAUCUGUCCUGCUGUGUGUGUUCUGAUGAAACUUUCAUUUGAUGAAGAGCAUAGACAUGCAAUGAAUGAACUCGGUAGGAAGGCUACCCGGGGCAUUUCAUCACAGGAGCUAGGGCGGGGGCUUUCAGGAGGACUACAGGCCAUUGCAGAAUUAUUGCAAGUGGACUGUGAGAUGUAUGGGCUUACUAAUGAUCACUACAGUAUUACUUUAAGACGAUAUGCUGGAAUGGCUUUAACAAACUUGACCUUUGGAGAUGUAGCCAACAAGGCUACCUUAUGCUCUAUGAAAGGCUGCAUGAGAGCACUUGUGGCCCAACUAAAAUCGGAAAGCGAAGACUUACAGCAGGUUAUUGCAAGUGUCUUGAGGAAUUUGUCUUGGCGAGCAGACGUAAAUAGCAAAAAGACAUUGCGGGAAGUUGGAAGUGUUAAAGCAUUGAUGGAAUGUGCUUUGGAAGUUAAAAAGGAAUCAACUCUCAAAAGUGUAUUGAGUGCCUUAUGGAAUUUGUCGGCACAUUGCACUGAGAAUAAAGCUGAUAUAUGUGCUGUAGAUGGUGCACUUGCAUUUUUGGUCGGCACACUGACUUACAGGAGCCAGACAAAUACUUUAGCCAUUAUAGAAAGUGGAGGCGGGAUAUUACGGAAUGUGUCCAGCUUGAUAGCUACAAAUGAAGACCACAGGCAAAUCUUAAGAGAAAACAACUGCUUGCAAACCUUAUUACAGCACUUGAAAUCUCACAGUUUGACAAUAGUCAGUAAUGCAUGUGGAACAUUGUGGAAUCUCUCAGCAAGAAAUCCUAAAGACCAGGAAGCAUUAUGGGACAUGGGGGCAGUUAGCAUGCUCAAGAACCUCAUUCAUUCAAAGCACAAAAUGAUUGCUAUGGGAAGUGCUGCAGCUUUAAGGAAUCUCAUGGCAAAUAGACCUGCAAAGUAUAAGGAUGCCAAUAUUAUGUCUCCUGGUUCCAGCUUGCCCUCUCUUCAUGUUAGGAAACAGAAAGCCCUGGAAGCAGAAUUAGAUGCUCAACAUUUAUCAGAAACUUUUGACAAUAUUGACAAUUUAAGUCCCAAGGCAUCUCAUCGUAGUAAGCAGAGACACAAGCAAAAUCUUUAUGGAGACUAUGUUUUUGACACCAACCGACAUGAUGAUAACAGAUCAGAAAAUUUUAAUACUGGAAACAUGACUGUUCUUUCGCCAUAUUUGAAUACUACAGUGUUGCCCAGCUCCUCCUCAUCAAGGGGAAGUUUAGAUAGUUCUCGUUCUGAAAAAGAUAGAAGUUUGGAGAGAGAACGAGGGCUUGGCCUCAGCACCUACCACCCAGCAACAGAAAAUCCAGGCACCUCUUCCAAGAGGGGUUUGCAGAUCUCUACCACUGCAGCCCAGAUUGCCAAAGUCAUGGAAGAAGUAUCAGCCAUUCACACCUCCCAGGAAGAAAGAAGUUCUGGUUCUACCACGGAUUUGCACUGUGUGACAGAUGAGAGGAAUGCAGUGAGGAGGAGCUCUGCUGCCCAUACACAUUCAAACACAUACAAUUUUACCAAGUCAGAGAAUUCAAAUAGAACAUGCUCUAUGCCUUAUGCCAAAGCGGAAUAUAAGAGAUCUUCAAAUGACAGUUUAAAUAGUGUUAGUAGUAGUGAUGGUUAUGGUAAACGAGGACAAAUGAAGCCCUCAAUUGAAUCCUACUCUGAAGAUGAUGAGAGUAAAUUUUGCAGCUAUGGACAAUAUCCAGCUGAUCUAGCUCAUAAAAUACACAGUGCAAAUCAUAUGGAUGAUAAUGAUGGAGAACUGGAUACACCAAUAAAUUACAGUCUUAAAUAUUCAGAUGAGCAGUUGAACUCUGGAAGGCAGAGUCCUUCACAGAAUGAAAGAUGGGCAAGACCCAAGCAUAUAAUAGAAGAUGAAAUAAAACAGAGUGAGCAGAGACAAUCAAGAACUCAAAACACCACUUACCCUGUGUACACUGAGAGCACUGAUGAUAAGCAUCUCAAGUUCCAACCACAUUUUGGACAACAGGAAUGUGUUUCCCCAUAUAGGUCGAGAGGAACCAGUGGUUCAGAAACAAACCGAGUGGGUUCUAGUCAUGGAAUAAAUCAGAAUGUAAGUCAGUCUUUGUGUCAGGAAGAUGACUAUGAAGAUGAUAAGCCUACCAACUAUAGUGAGCGUUACUCUGAGGAAGAGCAGCCUGAAGAAGAGGAGAGACCAACAAAUUUUAGUAUAAAGUACAGUGAGGAAAAACAUGUGGAUCAGCCUAUUGAUUAUAGUUUAAAAUACACCAGUGACAUUUCUUCCUCACAAAAACCAUCCUUUUCUUUCUCUAAGAGUUCAUCAACACAAAGCACUAAACCUGAACACAUCUCUUCAAGCAGUGAGAACGCAUCCACACCUUUAUCUAAUGCCAAGAGGCAGAAUCAGCUGCAUCCAAGUUCAGCCCAAGGUAGAAGUGGACAGGCUCAAAAAAGUGCCACUUGCAAAGUUCCCUCUAUCAACCAAGAAACAAUACAAACUUACUGUGUAGAAGAUACCCCAAUAUGUUUUUCAAGGUGUAGUUCAUUAUCAUCUUUGUCAUCAGCUGAAGAUGAAAUGGGAUGUGAUCAGGCAACACAGGAAGCAGAUUCUGCUACUACUCUGCAAAUAGCGGAAAUAAAAGAGAGCAGUGUGGCUGGGUCAGUGGAAGACCCUGUGAGUGAAGUUCCAGCAGCAUCCCAGCAUGCUAGAGCCAAGUCUAGCAGGCUGCAAGCUUCUGGCUUAUCUUCAGAAUCAGCCCGGCACAAAGCUGUCGAAUUUUCUUCAGGGGCCAAAUCUCCCUCCAAAAGUGGUGCUCAAACACCCAAAAGUCCACCAGAGCACUAUGUUCAAGAGACUCCACUCAUGUUUAGCAGGUGUACUUCUGUCAGUUCUCUUGAUAGUUUUGAGAGUCGCUCCAUUGCCAGCUCUGUUCAGAGUGAACCAUGCAGUGGAAUGGUAAGUGGCAUUAUAAGCCCAAGUGACCUUCCAGAUAGCCCUGGACAAACCAUGCCACCAAGCAGAAGCAAAACUCCUCCACCCCCUCCUCAGGCAGCUCAAACCAAGCGAGAGGUGCCAAAAAAUAAAGUACCCUCUGCUGAAAAGAGAGAGAGUGUGCCUAAGCAGGCUGCAGUCAGUGCUGCAGUUCAGAGAGUCCAGGUUCUUCCAGAUACUGAUACGUUACUACAUUUUGCCACAGAAAGUACUCCAGAUGGAUUUUCUUGUUCAUCUAGCCUGAGUGCUCUGAGCCUUGAUGAGCCAUUUAUACAGAAAGAUGUGGAGCUAAGAAUAAUGCCUCCAGUGCAGGAAAAUGACAAUGGGAAUGAAACAGAACCAGAGCAGCCUGAAGAACCAAGUGAAAAACAGGAAAAAGAGAUGGAAAAACCUAUUGAUUCUGAAAAAGAUUUGUUGGAUGAUUCAGAUGAUGAUGAUAUUGAAAUAUUAGAAGAAUGUAUUAUUUCUGCCAUGCCAACAAAGUCAUCACGCAAAGCCAAAAAGCUAGCCCAGACGACUUCAAAAUUACCUCCGCCUGUGGCAAGGAAGCCAAGCCAGCUGCCUGUGUACAAACUUCUACCGUCACAAAACAGAUUGCAAGCACAAAAACAUGUUAGUUUUACACCAGGAGAUGAUAUGCCUCGGGUGUACUGUGUAGAAGGGACACCUAUAAAUUUUUCCACAGCUACAUCUCUAAGUGAUCUAACAAUAGAAUCCCCUCCAAAUGAGUUAGCUGCUGGAGAAGGAGUUAAAGCAGGGGCACUGUCAGGUGAAUUUGAAAAACGAGACACCAUUCCGACAGAAGGCCGAAGUACAGAUGAGGCUCAAAGAGGAAAAGCCUCAUCUGUAGCCACACCGGACACGGAUGACAGUAAAGCCGAGGAAGGCGACAUUCUUGCGGAAUGCAUCAAUUCUGCUAUGCCCAAAGGGAAAAGUCACAAGCCUUUCCGAGUGAAAAAGAUAAUGGACCAGGUCCAGCAAGCAGCUGUGUCUUCAUCUGGGACUAACAAAAAUCAAGUAGAUGGUAAGAAAAAGAAGCCUACUUCACCAGUAAAACCUAUGCCACAAAAUAUAGAAUACAGGACACGUGUAAGAAAGAACGCAGACUCAAAAAAUAACGUAAGUGAACAAAGUUUCCCAGACAACAAAGAUUCAAAGAAACAGAGCAUGAAAAAUAAUUCUAAAGAUUUCAAUGAUAAGUUGCCUAAUAAUGAAGAUCGAGGCAGAGGAAGUUUUACUUUUGAUUCACCUCAUCAUUACACCCCUAUUGAAGGAACGCCUUACUGUUUUUCACGAAAUGACUCUUUGAGUUCUCUAGAUUUUGAUGAUGAUGAUGUUGACCUUUCCAGGGAAAAGGCUGAACUAAGAAAGGGGAAAGAAAAUAAGGAUUCAGAGGCUAAAGCUGCCUGCCACACAGAGCUAACCUCAAACCAACAGCCAGCUAAUAAGUCACAAGCUGUCACAAAACAGCCAGUAAGUAGAAGUCAGUCCAAACCACAACUACAGAAGCAACCCAUGUUCUCCCAGUCUCCCAAAGACAUACCAGACAGAGGAGCAGCAACUGAUGAAAAAUUACAGAAUUUUGCUAUUGAAAAUACUCCAGUUUGCUUUUCUCGUAAUUCCUCUCUCAGUUCCCUCAGUGAUAUUGACCAAGAAAAUAACAACAGUAAAGAAAAUGAACCUGUCAAAGAGACUGAGCCUCCUGACUCACAAGGAGAAACAAGUAAGCCUCAGGUAUCAGGUUAUGCUCCUAAAUCAUUUCAUGUUGAAGAUACCCCCGUUUGUUUCUCAAGAAACAGUUCUCUUAGUUCCCUUAGUAUUGAUUCUGAAGACGAUCUGUUGCAGGAAUGUAUAAGUUCAGCAAUGCCCAAAAAGAAAAGGCCCCCAAGACUCAGGGCAGACAAUGAAAAGCCUAGUCCCAGAAGCAUGGGUGGCAUAUUAGCUGAAGAUUUGACUCUUGAUUUGAAAGAUAUACAGAGACCAGAUUCAGAACAUGGUCUGUCCCCUGAUUCAGAAAAUUUUGACUGGAAAGCCAUUCAGGAAGGUGCAAAUUCCAUAGUGAGUAGUUUGCACCAAGCUGCUGCUGCUGCCUGCUUAUCAAGACAAGCCUCAUCCGAUUCAGACUCCAUUCUUUCACUAAAAUCAGGGAUUUCUCUGGGAUCACCUUUUCAUCUUACACCUGAUCAAGAAGAAAAGCCCUUCACAAGUAAUAAAGGCCCUCGAAUUCUCAAACCUGGGGAGAAAAGCACAUCAGAAGCUAAAAAGAUAGAAUCUGAAAACAAAGGGAUCAAAGGUGGAAAAAAGGUUUAUAAGAGUUUGAUUACUGGAAAAGUUCGAUCUAAUUCAGAAGUUUCAAGCCAAAUGAAACAGCCCCUUCAAACAGGCAUGCCUUCAAUCUCUCGAGGAAGGACAAUGAUUCAUAUUCCAGGAGUUCGAAAUAGUUCCUCAAGUACAAGUCCUGUUUCUAAAAAAGGCCCACCCCUUAAGACUCCAGCCUCCAAAAGCCCUAGUGAAGGUCAGACAGCCACCACUUCUCCUAGAGGAACCAAGCCUUCAGUGAAAUCAGAGCUGAGCCCUAUUACCAGGCAGACUUCCACAGCAGGUUGUUCAAAUAAAGGGCCUUCAAGAUCAGGGUCUAGAGACUCGACUCCUUCACGGCCUGCCCAGCAACCACUAACUAGACCUAUGCAAUCUCCAGGACGAAACUCAAUUUCUCCUGGUAGAAAUGGAAUAAGUCCUCCUAACAAAUUAUCUCAACUGCCUAGGACAUCAUCCCCUAGUACUGCUUCAACUAAGUCCUCAGGUUCUGGGAAAAUGUCAUAUACAUCCCCAGGCAGACAGUUGAGCCAACAGAACCUUACCAAACAAACAGGCUUAUCCAAGAAUGCCAGUAGUAUCCCAAGAAGUGAGUCUGCCUCUAAAGGACUAAAUCAGAUGAAUAAUGGCAAUGGGUCCAAUAAAAAGGUAGAACUUUCUAGAAUGUCUUCAACUAAAUCAAGUGGAAGUGAAUCUGAUAGGUCAGAAAGACCUGUAUUAGUACGCCAGUCUACUUUCAUCAAAGAAGCCCCAAGCCCAACCCUAAGGAGGAAAUUAGAGGAAUCUGCUUCAUUUGAAUCUCUCUCUCCAUCUUCUAGACCAGAUUCUCCCACUAGGUCCCAGGCACAAACACCAGUUUUAAGUCCUUCCCUUCCUGAUAUGUCUCUUUCCACACAUCCAUCUGUUCAGCCUGGUGGAUGGCGAAAACUCCCACCGAAUCUCAGUCCCACUAUAGAGUAUAAUGAUGGAAGAGCAGCAAAGCGCCAUGACAUAGCACGCUCGCAUUCGGAAAGCCCUUCCAGACUUCCAAUCAACAGGUCAGGAACCUGGAAGCGUGAGCACAGCAAGCACUCGUCAUCCCUUCCUCGAGUGAGCACUUGGAGAAGAACCGGCAGCUCAUCUUCUAUUCUUUCUGCUUCGUCAGAGUCCAGUGAAAAAGCAAAAAGUGAGGACGAGAAACACGUAAACUCCAUGCCAGGACCCAAACAAACUAAAGAAAGCCAAUUAUCUACAAAAGGAACAUGGAGAAAAAUAAAAGAAAGUGAAAUUUCUCCCACAAAUACUCCUCAAACCACUUCCUCAGGUGCUACAAACGGUGCUGAAUCAAAGACUCUGAUUUAUCAGAUGGCACCUGCUGUUUCUAAGACAGAGGAUGUGUGGGUGCGGAUUGAGGACUGUCCCAUUAACAACCCUAGAUCUGGAAGAUCUCCCACAGGUAAUAUGCCCCCAGUGAUUGAUGGUGUUUCAGAAAAGGGGAAUCCAAAUGUUAAAGAUUCAAAAGACAAUCAGGGAAAACAAAAUGUGGGUAAUGGCAGUGUUCCCGUGCACACCAUAGGUUUGGAAAACCGCCUAAACUCCUUUAUUCAGGUAGAUGCCCCAGACCAAAAAGGAACUGAAACAAAAUCAGGACAAAGUAAUUCUGUCCCUGCAGCAGAGACUAGUGAGACUUCUAUAGCAGAGCGCACUCCAUUCAGUUCAAGCAGCUCCAGCAAACACAGUUCACCAAGUGGGACUGUUGCUGCCAGAGUGACUCCUUUUAAUUACAACCCAAGCCCUAGGAAAAGCAGCGCAGACAGUACUUCAGCCCGACCGUCACAGAUCCCCACGCCAGUGAGUAACAACACAAAGAAGCGAGACUCCAAGUCUGACGGCACAGACUCCAGUGGUGCUCAGAGCCCCAAGCGCCACUCUGGGUCUUACCUCGUGACAUCUGUUUAAAAGAACUGGAAAAUUCGUCGUCAAUUCCAACUGCUACUUACAAAUUCUAUUUCAAAUGAAACUUUAAGGGAUUGAAGGUUUUUGUAAAGUAGGUUUGAUUCCUUUUAGAAGAGUUUUGUUCUGGAAGCCAUAUUUGAUAGUACACUUUGUCUUCACUGGUCAUAUUUUGGGAGGCACUAUUGAUAGAUAGGGAAAAAAAUGGUAAAGCCAAGUAUAUUUGUACAGUAUGUUUUACAUGUAUUUAAGUAGCAUCCAUCCCAUCAUCCCUUAAUUAUCGCUCAUCUUAAAAUAAUGUACACUACAGAUAGAAAAUAUGGUAUAUUGCUGUUAUCAAUCAUUUCUAGAUUAUAAACUAAACUUACAUCAGGGAGAAAUUGGUAUUUAUGCAAAAAAAUUAGUCCUUGUGAAUCCAUCUAAUUCAUAAACAAUCAUGUGGCUGUGAAAUUCACAGUAAUAUGGUUCCCGAUGAUUAAGUUUACCCAGCCUGCUUUGCUUUACUGCAUGAAUGAAACUGAUGGUUCAAUUUCAGAAGUAAUGAUUUAACAGUUCUGUGGUCACAUGAUGUGCAUAGAGAUAGCUACAGUGUAACAAUUCACACUAUUUUGUGCUUAAAAAAAAAAAAAGUCUGUGUAACUGUAAAACAUUGAAUGGAACUAUUUUACCUGAACUAGAUUUUAUCUGAAAGUAGAUAGAAUUUUUGCUAUGCUGUAACUGUUGUAUAUUCUGGUAUUUGAGGUGAGAUGGCUGCUCUUUUAUUAAUGAGACCUGAAUUGUGUCUCAACAAACUUAAAUGAACAUUUCAGAAUAAAUUAUUGCUAUAUGUAAACUAUUACUGAAAUUGGUAUUUGUUUGAAGGGUCUUAUUUCACAUUUGUAUUAACAAUUGUCAAAAGGGCCUGUUUUAAAAGCUUAUAUAAUUUUUUCUUCAGAUUCUAUGCAUUAAGAGUAAAAUUCCUCCUACUGUAAUACAAACAGUUAAAAGAAAACUGUUGACACUUAACCAUUCCUACAUUUUAUUUUUAUGUAAUUACCACUUCUCAAUGUUCAGUAUUUUCCACUUUUUUUCUUACUCUACUGGAGCGUGGUUAAAACAAAUGUAUAUGAUAGCACAGGACUAAGCCCUGGACAUAACUGGCCCACCUAGAAUGUUUCCUUUUUCUCAACAGAAUUCUAUCCUUGAAAAAAUACGCAUUAUUCCUAGGUAUAAGUAGUCUCUUCCAGGUUUUACAUUGUAACUGUCUUCCUCCUUCCUCUUCUCCUUAUUGCUGAAAUGAACACCUAUUACCGCAUGACAUGUUAAGGCAGACUUUUUUUUUCAGACAAGUAUAAUCAGUAUUUUGCUAUACUCAGAAAAUAAAAAUCACAUGGAACUUCACAGAUAGAUUUACUAUCAUUAACAUAUUGAAAAGAAUAUUUUAGAAAUCCUUCCUUGUUACAGAAAACUGUUUUGAUAGGUAUAGUGAUAGAGUGUUAGUAAGGGUCCACUUUCUAACACUAUAAGAGAACCUUCCAUCAUGAAGAAUACACUUCAUUAGCAAAUAAAUUUUUUCUAAAGUUGUUGUGAUCAAUAUAGUUCUCCAAGACUAUUGUAAACACUAGGAAGAUUAUGAAUAUAGGUCCUAUCUAUUUUUCUUUCAUUCUUGAUUUUCUAUUUGAACUAUUGAAUGACAGCUUUUGUAAGCCACUUCAGGUAUUUUUGUGGAAAGAGAUGAUGUACUAGUUAUUUAGAAUAUUACCUUUUAAUUCAAGUUAAAAGCAAUGUUGGAAGUAAAAGAAUUAACUUCACAUUCUAGAAGACUGAAUUCCUGAAGGCAACACUUCUGGAAGAAGGGCCAAUCUGUAUUGUCCCUUGAAGAAAAAGUUGCUGGGUAAAACCCUCUGGUUAAAGAUAAUAGGUUUGGCUUAGUUAAGGGGUAAGUCCCAGUUCUACUUUGGGAAGUUCACUGAAUGCUGCCUUAAGUAAUAGGCCAAAUACUUCCAGCUUAUGUUUGUUCCAAAUGGCAUACUAAACCCAGUGUUGAAGAUCAAUUAAUAGGCAUGAUGACUGUUAAAGAUGGAGGGCCCUGUUGGACUGCUGGGGGGGAAAAAUCCUAAGGAAGUGACUUUUAAACAGAUGUUUGAAUCCCCAGUAGUGCUUAUUAAGACACAGCAGGGUCACACCCCAGUUUGAGUAGAUCUGGAGAGGGCUACAAAAAUGACAAGUUCAAAGGUGAUCCUGGUGCUUCUGAGAAAGACUGUCCUAAGUUAUACCACAGUGAAGCUCUUGACAUGAUGGCCUUCAACUCUGACCAUUCAUUAACUGGAACUUUAUAAUCUGCCAGCAAACUCUUCUCGCUAAGCAAGGAAGACUUGAAUAGUGAGCUAUCCAAUAUAACAUAGCUAGUCUCAACUCCCAGUAGGGAGCAAACUUGCAGACUAAAAGUAAGUCUGAGGAUAUCCACUGUCUGAAGAAUCGGCUGGUAUUCCGUUUGAAACAGUUGUGAAAGACAAGAACUUCAACAAACACCUAAUUUGAAUUUGCAAUAGAAUUAGAAGAGACAUGUAAAGGGAACUUUGGGAUGAGAGAGAUUGGUUUCAGAUUAAAGAAAAAUUCAAUUUAUUAAACCAGACACUCAAGGAUAAACUUUACAAAUUAGCAGGCACUAUAAGGAAAGUUAAUGAGAGGUAAGUAACUAAAAGAUUAAGACAUUUAAGUACCAAAAUAAUGCUCUAAGCAUAGUCAGAAUUUUCUUGAUUAUGUAAAAUGUGGAUCAUGUUACCACAAAGGUAAUUCAGUGCUGAGGAUGGAAGCCAGUUACACUGCAUCUGAAUUCUUGAAGUCACAGUGUUUCUUUGUAAACUUAAUACAAAGGAACAGAGUAUCAGAAAUGUGAAAAUAGGUUGCCCAGAGCUAAAGAAAGAUUUGAGUAGUAGGUCAUUAAUAUUUACCAAAACAGUUUUUCAAAGUGGCUGAAUCAGAGUAGAAAAAAAUUUUUUUUUUCAUUUUCAAGUAAGCAUAUUUCCUCCCCAUACUUACACUGACUUUAAAAUUCUACUUUGUAAUUGUUGAAAUCUAUGGACUGUGACUCCUGUAAACCCAGGACCUUUUUCUGCUGUUCUCUCAACUCUGGUCUAUACAAAUAUAUGCUGGUUUUUGUUAGGCCAUUGAUGCUUCUUUCAACCUGUAUGUUCUAUAUGUAUAAUACUGUUCUUGGUGCUAAAUACACUUUCUUUCCUCUGGUAA